Molecule: messenger RNA, 2313 nt
Organism: Zingiber officinale
Lineage: Eukaryota; Viridiplantae; Streptophyta; Magnoliopsida; Zingiberales; Zingiberaceae
Product: translation initiation factor eIF-2B subunit gamma-like
Exons: 12
Coding region: 113-1501 (462 amino acids)
Biological process (GO): cytoplasmic translational initiation; biosynthetic process
Cellular component (GO): guanyl-nucleotide exchange factor complex; eukaryotic translation initiation factor 2B complex
Molecular function (GO): translation initiation factor activity; guanyl-nucleotide exchange factor activity
Source: RefSeq, a predicted model, not a curated record
UGAGAUAUCGAAGCCAACAGCCCGACUCUGCGAGCCCUAAUUUUGAUUUCCGUGAAACCUCGUUGUCGUUCCACUGCAACGACUGAGCCCUUUCGUCUCCGCCAAUUUCCCCAUGACGAGGAUGGAUUUCGAAGUCGUCGUUCUCGCCGGCGGUGCCUCUAGCAAUCUCUCUCCUCUUGUUUCUCAGGAGUUGCCCAAGGCUUUGCUUCCCGUCGCCAACCGUCCCGUCUUGUCUUAUGUCCUCGAGCUUCUCGAAGGAAGCAACCUCAAAGAUCUCAUUGUGGUGGUUGAGGGAGAAGAUGCAGCACAACUUGUUGGUGGCUGGAUAUCAGGAGCUUAUGCAGACCGUCUUCAUGUUGAGGUAGCUGCUGUUCCUGAGGGUGUUGGAACUGCAGGAGCUUUGCGAUCUAUAUCUUCUUACCUUACUGCCAAUGAUGUUCUGAUUGUAAGUGGUGAUCUUGUUACUGAUGUGCCUCCUGGGGCUAUUGCUGCAACUCAUCGAAGGCAUGGUGCAGUAGUAACAACUUUGUUGUGCUCUUCUCCUGUAAGUGGUCCGUCUGAUAGUGGGACUUCUGGAGGAAAAGAGAAAGCCAAAAAACCAGUCCGUCACAAUAUCAUUGGGUUGGAUCCUACAAGACAAUACUUAUUACACAUGGCAACAGGAGCUGAGGUGGAGAAGGAUAUUCGACUUCAAAAGAGAAUUCUUCAGGCAGUGGGACAGAUGGAAAUUCGAGCUGACCUCAUGGAUGCACACUUGUAUGCAUUUAAAAGGACUGUCUUGCAGGAUAUUUUGGAUCAAAAGGAUAAAUUUCAAAGCAUUAGACAAGAUAUUCUACCAUAUCUAAUAAGGACCCAAUUGAGUUCAGAAGUGUCAGGAAAUGGAUUAGUUAGUUCUGAAUCCGGGAGUAAUAAGAGUGCUGUUCAAGAUGAGCUAAGAUGGUUGUCUCAACACCGAGAAAUUGCACCAUCUACUUUUCAGGAUUCGCAACCUCUUAGCCUUAAGUCACAACGUGAUGAUCAAAGGUCCCACAAAUGCUGUGUUUAUAUUGCCAAUGAAAGCAAAUAUUGUGCUCGUUUAAACUCCAUUCAGGCAUUUAGUGACAUUAACCGUGAUGUGAUUGGAGAGGCCAGCCAUCUUUCUGGAUAUUCUUUCUCUGCACAAAACAACAUCAUUCAUCCCUCUGCUGAGCUUGGAUCCAAAACUACAGUUGGCCCACAAUGCAUGCUUGCAGAAGGCUCAAAAUUAGGUGACAAGUGUAGUGUGAAAAGAUCUGUCAUUGGACGCCAUUGCCGAAUUGGUUCAAAUGUCAAGAUUGUCAAUUCAGUUGUGAUGAAUCAUGUCACCAUCGAUGAUGGAUGUUCCAUUCAAGGUUCUGUUAUAUGCAGUAAUGUGCAACUUCAAGAGCGUGUUGUUUUGAAGGAUUGUCAGGUAAUCUGUCAUUUUUUUUCUGUUUUGUAUAAUCUACCCACAAGUUGGUAUGGACGAAAAAAAUGUCUCUAGUGGGCUUUACCUAGGUGAGUAAAUGAUUACAGUUCUUGAAGAAAAGCCAGCAAUAUCUACCACAUUAGUAUACAUCCAUGUUUCCCUAUAUAAAAAUGUCUUCAAAUUUUGUUAAAGCCAUUAUUAGGAAUUGAAAAGAAUGCCAAGUUCAAGCGACUACGUAGCUUUGACUCCACCACCCUUUGUACUAUGCAUUUUCUGCCCGCAACCUGUAGGCUCGAUGGAAAUGUGCAUAUGCAGUCUAUGAAACCCAUUUAUUUAUGUGAAGAAUGGACAUCAAUGCGUUGGUUGCUUUCUGUGGCACUUAAUUCCCAAGUUGGAAUGCCCAAUUCCUUACAGUGACUGCAAGUAUUGAAUGAGUUCCAAAUAAUUUACUGAAUGCUUGCCGUUUUUGUUUGAUUAUAAUUCCCUCUUAUGCCAUUUCUUUUGCUACAGGUUGGCGCUGGUUAUAUUGUGACUUCUGGCAGUGAACACAAGUCUGAGUCACUCGCAAGAAAAUAGUUGCAGCAAGUAGCAAGUUUUGUGAUGCUCGGCCUAUUCUCCCUUUGACAGAGCAGAGAAAGGUGCAAAUGCAAUAGCAUCGACCUCAGACAGUUUUCCGUUUCAGCUAUUGUCAACAACAGACAACGUGUAGUUCUUUGUUUAUUUGUGUAAUUUGGCUUUCUAAAGACAAAUUUUUCUGAUUCCUAGAAAUGAUAAUGUAUUGGUUGUUAAAUUGUUAAUUCCCGCCGAUGAUAAAAUGCAUGACCACUGUCUUUGGUUGCACUGUAGAAUUCUUUGCAUUAUGAAAAGUCCUUUUUUUGAUUUAUUAA